Molecule: messenger RNA, 1089 nt
Organism: Knipowitschia caucasica
Lineage: Eukaryota; Metazoa; Chordata; Actinopteri; Gobiiformes; Gobiidae
Source: the annotation of a GenBank genome assembly
AUGGAUUCAGAUAAUUCAACCCUGACGGACCAUUUGCUGUAUGUUCCUUUGUGUAAUGGAUGGACCAAUAACACAGAAGGGGCCCUGUACCAUCUGGGCAACACCAUCCUGUUCCUGGGCUACAUGGGGGGCAGUGGAGCCUAUGGCUGCCUCUUCAUCUUUGGCUUUCUGAGCCCAGCCUUCCUCUGCCUCACGCUCUGGGGCUGGAUGACUAUGUGUGGCCUGGACGUGUUGAGCUGGAACAUGCUGCUGCUGUUUGUGUGUUUGGUUCAGAUCUGUCACCUCUUGUUCAGACUGCAGCAGGAGGGGCUGCCCAGCGAGGAGCUCACCUCCCUGUACCAGGCCGUCUACCUACCCCUGGGUGUUCCAGUGCAUGUCUUCAAGCAGAUUGCUGCUGCCUUUGAAAACAAAGUUGUGGAGCUUAAAGUAGGAGAGACUUAUGCUGUGGAAGGGAAGACCUCCAUUGAUCAGCUGUCGUUUCUUCUGUCGGGCAGGAUCAAUGUUUCUUUGGAGGGACAGUUUCUUCACUACAUCCACCGUAACCAGUUCCUGGACUCUCCAGAGUGGGAGUCACUUCAACCAAACGAAGAGGGAAAGUUCCAGGUGACUCUGACGGCUGAAGAGGACUCUCGGUACAUCACAUGGCGUCGCCGUCGCCUUUACCUGCUCAUGUCCAGAGAGCGCUACAUCGCCCGUCUGUUCGCGGUCAUGUUGGGAUAUGACAUUUCAGAGAAGCUGUAUAACCUCAACAACAAGCUGUACAUUAAGAGCGGUGUGCUCCUGGACAUCCGUCUCCCCAGUCUCUACCAUGUCCUCGCCCCGUCGUCCCAGGGCAGUGACGGGGGAAGUGGGAGUGAUGCUGGUCUAUUAAAAGAUUCUAAAGAGGAAGAGGCUGCUCCAGAGUACCAGCCCUCAGACCAGGCCAAGCCGGACCACUGGAGAUCACCAGAGAAGCCCCGAAGUGACCGCUGGGACCCGGAGCUGCCCUUGGGUGAGGACUCCACCAGCCUGGUCUUGGAGGACUUUGCUGAUGUGGCAGGCUCUUUGAUGGACUAUGGCAGGUCACCUUUUAAACACAUAGGAAGAUGA